This is a messenger RNA of Sander lucioperca (pikeperch), 4487 nucleotides long. It is a transcript of the gene bag5, whose product is annotated as BCL2 associated athanogene 5. NCBI's taxonomy places the organism in Eukaryota, Metazoa, Chordata, Actinopteri, Perciformes, Percidae. Gene Ontology annotation, cellular component: membrane; cytosol; cytoplasm. Bases 433 to 1899 code for a protein of 488 amino acids. The record is from RefSeq and is a predicted model, not a curated record. The transcript has 3 exons. Gene Ontology annotation, biological process: negative regulation of protein ubiquitination; regulation of inclusion body assembly; protein stabilization. Gene Ontology annotation, molecular function: adenyl-nucleotide exchange factor activity; protein-folding chaperone binding.
UAAAACCCCCAAAAGCUGGAGUUAUUCGGCCAAAAGGUGGGGCCGAGUCAGGUGAUGAUGAUCAUCAUCAGUAGCAACAAAAGGGACAUGUCGGUGAAAACAGUGUUCGGUUACAGCUUUGUUGGAGCCAAAGUGGUUAUUACAAAUAAAACAAUCUGUAGCUAAGUUUCAGUAAGAUAUAAUUUCGUAAAGUAAGUUGUUUAAAAGCGAGAGACGGCGGAGGAAGCCCCUCUGGUAGUGUGUGGGAGGGGCGACACCAGCCCAACCGCAGUCAGUCAGUCAGUCGCUCGCUCGGUCGUUAGGUGCUGAAGCUGACCAGAGGAGUACCACCGAAAUCUCGCUCUUAUUUUUUUGAGGGGGGUUAUCCAUCUGGAUGCCACUUUGCUCCACGACCCGCCCUGCUGUGGCCGAUGGAAACAGACAUCCGUAGAAAUGUGCGCGCAUGUAUUCGGAGUUUUGAAAAGCCUGUUUGGGAAGCCCUUUGAUGGUGGGAAGAGGAUGGACCAUGGCGGCCCACAGCAGCAGCAACAUCCCAUGGAGCAGCAGCAGCAGCCGUACCACCCGCAGCACCCCGCCAUGAUGCGGCUGUACGAGGUGCAGAAGGAGGUGGCGUCUCUGGGCCCUCAGGUCUGCACCUUCAGCGGCCUGCAAAACGACCGUGACUACAAGCGGCUGGAGCGCGAGCUGACGCGGCUGCUGCUGGAGGUGGACCAGGUGGACACGGAGGGGAAGGCGGAGCUGCAGGGGGCGCGCAAGAGGGCGGCCCAGGAGGUGGAGGGCCUCCUGCGCUACCUGGAGGAGAACGCCACCCAUCCGUCCCGCGUGGCCAUCGAGGAGCUGAGCAACGAGGCGCGGCAGCUGGUGGACGACCGCGUGGUGGCGCCCCAGCGCUCCGGCGGCGUGGCGGAGAUCAACGACGAGCUGGUAGACGCCCUGCAGGAGAUCGUACUGCGGCUGACCCAAGUCAAGACCGAGGGGCGGGUGCCGCUUCGCAAGGCGCGCUACCGGGCGCUGACGCGCAUGUGCGCCGUGCAGGACGUGAUCGAAGGGCGCACGCAGCAGCAGACCCUGUCCCUGCCGCUGUCGGGGGACACCCACGAGGCCGUGCACCGCAUCAACCAGGUGAUGGUGAAGGUUAGCGUGGCGCGCAGUCAGCUGGUGGCGCUGCUGAUGGGCCUGAGCGGCCGGGACAGCUGCACCCACCUGUCCCGAAUCCUCACCGAGAUGCAGGUGGAGCUGGACGCUCUGGAUGUUUCCGGGAACGCGGCCAUCCGCAACUACAGGAAACAGGUCGUGGAGGAGAUCAACGGGCUGCUUAAACAUCUGGAUCUGGAGGUGGAAGGAGACGACACGCGCAGGUACGACUUGGGGCAGAACAACUCCAUCCGUGAGAUUGAGGCGGUGCGAGCUCACGUCUCCCACCUGCGAGACGGCGUCCUGCGGCACUGCAUCAUGGGGGAUCUGAGCUUCAGGCCCAAGGCCGAGCUGCAGAGUCUGCUCACUCACCUGGACCAGGUGGACACGGGCAGAAACCCGUGCAUCCGGGAGGCCCGCCGCCGUGCCGUGGUGGAGGUCCAGGCCAUCAUCACCUUCCUGGACCUGCGCGAGGCUCUGGCCCGCCGCCAGCCGGGCCCCAGCGAGCACCCGUCGCACCGGGCCGUGUGGCUGGUCCUGGGCAGCCUCUCGGACCUCCAGGCCCAGGCACUGGGCUUCGACGGCAAGCGACUCGACAAGAGCUACAUGAUGCUCGAGGAGCUGCUGACCAAACAGCUGCUGGCGCUGGACGCCGUGGACCCGCAGGGCGACGAGACCACCAAGAUGGCGCGGAAGCAGGCCGUGAAGUUUGCCCAGAACAUUCUCAACUACCUGGACAUGAAGACGGACGAGUGGGAGUAUUGAUCCGUUUCAAAACAUCCCGGUGUGGUAGCCACGUUGCUAGACCGACACACCAGAUGGGACGUCGCUGCAGGAAAGAAAGGAGCUGAUAAUGUGUGUAAAUUAAAAAAACAAACAAAAAAACUGGUACGUUAUCAUUCCACGGGCUGUACAUAUUGACUCAAAUCCCCAGAAUGCACUGCAGCAGCGCUUUUCUUUUGUCUUUGUGGUAGUUGUGGCUGAACCUGAGAAAAACACAGAACUCCUUUUUUCAAACACACUUUGAAUUUUUGUUGUGCUUUUUGAAGAUUUACUUUAAUGUGUGCAAAGAUGUGUGCCUGUGUCUGUGUGAGUUGUCAUCGUGUGUGUGUGUGUGUGUGUGUGCUCCCAGACUUCACUUGUUAUCGAUAAAGUGUGAUGGAUUGCUUAGCAGUGAUCUCCCCUUCUGGCCUGAUUAAUCUGAGUUGCUAAUGGAGACCGUCAAUGCAUGUGUUAAAUACAGUGACCUAAUUAUGGAGUCGUCCACGGCUACUGCCUCGGUCCAGAUUGUGAUACCUGUUGUACUGUGCUGAUUAUGGGCGCCAAAAGUAUAUAUAAAAAAAAGUCAAAUUCCUGGAGCGUUUUUAUUUUGGUUUUGCUGCAGUUUUGUAUUGAAAUCAAAUUUGGUUUGAAUGUAUUUGGCAAAGCAGAUGGUGUGAACAAAUGUCAAAUGGGAAAUUUGAUCUGCAGUGAAAAUUUGAGAGAGAUUUUUUUUAGAGGCAGCAUCAAAGGUGAAACAUUAGAAGCCAAGCUGUGGCGUUUGCACAAACAUUAAAGUGGUAUUGAAGCCAGGCAAUCUGUGUUUGAACAGUUAGGAGUUUGCUUUAUUGACGUAAGGUCACUCUCCACUGCUGCGUGAUCCUGUUUAUCCCCUCUGUGUCUCUGGUAGCGCUCCAAAUUCACGAAAAAUCCUGCAAACCACAGCUGUCGUUGGCGAGCUGUCAAACGACGAGAAAUGCAGCCGAGAUACAGAUAAAGUUAGCAGUCGAGAUUUUAUGUUGUGAGGAUGUUUGAAAAGAUAAAAGUACCUUUCCCCUCGCUGUUUGUGUAGUUAGUCUGUAAUAUGUUUGUUGUGACUGUAUGAUCGUGCUAGGCUAUAAAUGGAUCAGGUUUUUUAAAAUUCAGAGAUAGAAGAAAGAGGAGGUGGUGGAAUUUUUGCUGCUUUUUGUUUCUACCCACUACUUUCUACUGACUGGGACUGUGAGAGGUCCCCGGGGAGAGGAAGAGGAAGGGAGGCUGAGGCAGUGAUAUCCUCUGGAUUGACACAUCAAGGCUGAAGCUCACAGGGACGGCAGUCGGCUCCUGUGCGGUACAGAGCAUUGAUGGUAAUCGCAGUCGACACAGCCUUCUAGAAACUUCUCGAAGCUGCUGCUCAAGACGGUGGGAGGAGAGGGAAAGGGAGAGGACUGGAAGAGAAAAGUCCCAAAAAAUCUCUGUGCCUUUAGUUUCACCCUUCCCUGUGAACCGGUUUGUGUAAAAGCAGCCUUGUAGUGAGUAGGAAGUCAUUUUUGAUAUGCAUCAACGCUAAAGCACUGAAUGUGUUAGUGGAGAGCACCCCGGCUCUUAUCGCCACAAGAAAUUUGCACUACUUGUCAGAAAUUGAGGCGUUUUUUGAAUCCGUAUUUGUUCCCUGAUGAUAAAAGACGUAAGGUUCAGGUCAAUAUUUUGUGGUAACACAGAAUGACAACGCUGCUUUGCAGCAGGCAAUAAAAUGAGUGACAUUGUGCUUUCACACUGCAAACAGCCUGGCUGCUGAUGGGGCCGAUCUCUGGCUCUCAAUGCAAUUUUAAAAGCUCAUGCUAGACCUCUAAAACAGCGGUUGACGAAUCACACCUUAUUCAGGAGCUCUUCUGGAGCUUUCAAUCAUAUCGCAUUAUCUUCAUCAGCUGAGUUUAACCCAGUGGUCAUGGAAAUGUAGAUGUUCAAAUUGACAUUUUUCUGAGCAUUUUGAGGAAUUUAAAGCAGCUAUAAUCAAUAUUUUUAUGUCAAACAAUGGAUCAAAUGACAUGUACGUAAAAGGGGUCGCACGUACGGAACUCAGAGAAUUAUCACCUGACUCUGCAGUUCCCCACAGCCCUACAGAGCUUUUUAGCACCUUACAGCUCAUUGAUUGGGUUUUGCGGCAACUUUGCUGUUUUGGUUCCCUCUCACAGCUCUCAUAGCAUUGUUUCCAGCAGCAGCAGCAGGCAGCUGUUUUUUUAACAAAACAUGCUCUCAUAAACCCACUGUAAACUACCUGCUCAGCAGCAAACAGCAGAGUAGUGGAGCGUUUAUCAGCUAAAAAGACAGAUAUUUCUCUCAGGAGUUGGUGGAGACCAAAAACAGCUAAAAGAGAGAGAGAAUAUUAGUUACAUUUAUCAGGUGGACACAAACACUACUACAAAUGAAUGAUAAUGUUGCUCCGUAACUGCUGGAUGUGUUAAUACACAACUGUUUGUUAACAUGUUUGCCCCAUCAACUUUAUAAGGUGAUGAAAUGUCAAUGCUGUGCCCCUAAGAAGCCAAAGGUCUGUUAAUGCAAGUUUUAAAAACAGGAAUUUAGGCAAAUUCAAGAAUGAAAUUUGAAACUCUUCA